AUGGGUCACGAAGAUGCCGUUUACCUCGCCAAGCUGGCCGAACAGGCUGAGCGCUACGAAGAAAUGGUCGAGAACAUGAAGGUCGUCGCCUCCGCCGAUGUUGAACUCACCGUUGAGGAGCGGAAUCUCCUCUCCGUUGCCUACAAGAACGUCAUUGGUGCCCGCCGUGCGUCGUGGAGAAUUGUCACCUCGAUCGAGCAGAAGGAAGAGUCCAAGGGCAACGAGUCUCAGGUCGCUCUCAUCAAGGAGUACCGUCAAAAGAUCGAGUCCGAGCUUGCCAAGAUCUGCGAUGAUAUCCUCGAGGUUCUCGACAAGCACUUGAUCCCCUCCGCCCAGAGCGGCGAGUCCAAGGUGUUCUACCACAAGAUGAAGGGUGACUACCACCGGUACCUGGCUGAGUUCGCCGUCGGCGACCGCCGCAAGGGUGCUGCCGAUGCCUCCCUCGAGGCUUACAAGGCCGCUACCGAAGUUGCUCAGACCGACCUCGCCCCUACCCACCCCAUCCGCCUGGGUCUGGCUCUCAACUUCUCUGUCUUCUACUACGAGAUUCUCAACUCCCCCGACCAGGCUUGCCACCUGGCCAAGCUUGCUUUCGACGAUGCUAUUGCUGAGCUUGAUACUCUGAGCGAGGAGAGCUACAAGGACUCGACCCUGAUCAUGCAGCUUCUCAGAGACAACCUGACGCUCUGGACCUCCUCUGAGGCCGAGCCUGCCGCUGAGUCGAAUGCUCCCGCGGCUGAGAAGAAGGAGGAGGCCCCCGCUGCUGAGGCUGACAAGCCCGCCGAGUAA
Messenger RNA from Aspergillus terreus NIH2624, 789 nucleotides. RefSeq names its product 14-3-3 adaptor artA (gene artA). Gene Ontology annotation, biological process: signal transduction. The record is from RefSeq and is a predicted model, not a curated record. Lineage: Eukaryota; Fungi; Ascomycota; Eurotiomycetes; Eurotiales; Aspergillaceae. Gene Ontology annotation, cellular component: cytoplasm. Bases 1 to 789 code for a protein of 262 amino acids. The transcript is spliced from 5 exons.